UUGCUUGGAAUUUCUGUGUUUCUGCAAUUUGCAGGUAGCAGGAAACAUAGCUAUGAGACUGGCUUCGAUACAGAUCUAGUAGAGCCCGCAUUGUCCGCUAUCAAAAUGCAAAAAAUUCGAUUCCCAGGAAACAUCGUCGUCAAUGAAACUGGCGAAUUCGAGCUGAUGCUGGACCCAGAGGUUCCCCGGUAUACAGGUCAUCCAACUCGCGAACUCGACGCCGCGUGGGAUCGUCUUGUCGGUAAUAAAUCCGAAGCGGAUCGGAUUCACGGCGAAGUGUCCGCCGACGGCGGCCAGUACUUUGUAGUUCCUCAUGUUCGACACAGCUUACACUGUGUGAACUAUCUCCGCAAAGUCGCCUAUGAUAAAUGGUACCCGACGAUCCGGACUGAAAACAAGCCGACGGUGCCUACCUUCAGACAGCACGUCGGUAAAGUAGAUCACUGCGUAGAGAUGCUUCGGCAAACGGUUCAGUGUCAGUCGGAUUUGACGCCUGUGCCGCAUAUUUGGUCCGAGGAAAAAGGCAUGUAUCUGGCUGAUACUUCGUUGGAGCAUACGUGUCGAGAUUAUGAGGCGAUUAUGGAAUGG
Molecule: messenger RNA, 588 nt
Organism: Aspergillus ibericus CBS 121593
Lineage: Eukaryota; Fungi; Ascomycota; Eurotiomycetes; Eurotiales; Aspergillaceae
Product: oxidase ustYa family protein
Exons: 4
Biological process (GO): mycotoxin biosynthetic process
Source: RefSeq, a predicted model, not a curated record